GCGAGACAAGAAGAUUAUUAGUACACGCGCAGAGGGGGGAGAGAGAGAGAAAGAGGGAGCGCGAGAGAGCUGGAUAUUAGUUUGGCUUCUAGUCUUUUAGGAGGAGCAGCUCGCUGCCCGUGUGAACUGUCUUCAAACUGUAGAAGACGCACAGACAGACACUCCCCCGUUUAAAGCCCGUUGCGGGGUCCGUAGGUGAGUUUGGAAGCGAGUCCUUUUUUUCCAAUUCAGGAAGAAGAAGACGGGGGAGAAGAGAAAGUCAUGGACAGAGGAGUAGAAUUAAAAAGAAGCUAGCGCCCGCAGUAAAAAUAACCUUUGGAGGAGAAAAAGACAGAGAGCAGAAGAAGUGUCCGGAGAGGGAAGAGGAACAGGAUGGGGAUGGAUUUCAGCACUCUGCGUACUCUUAUCAGCCGAUAUUGUGUCGGGGAGGAGAACUGGGUCGAUAGCCGGACAAUUUACAUUGGACAUAAGGAGCCUCCUCCAGGAACUGAAGCUUUUAUACAGCAAAGAUUUCCUGACAACAGAAUAGUCUCUUCAAAGUACACGUUUUGGAACUUCAUCCCAAAGAAUAUGUUUGAGCAGUUCAGGAGAGUCGCCAACUUCUACUUUCUCAUCAUAUUUCUGGUUCAGUUGAUUAUUGACACUCCCACCAGUCCGGUCACCAGCGGACUGCCACUGUUCUUUGUCAUCACAGUCACAGCCAUUAAACAGGGUUAUGAGGACUGGUUGAGACACAAAGCAGACAACGCUGUCAACCAGUGUUCUGUCCACGUGGUGCAUCAUGGCAAAGUGGUCCGCAAACAAAGCCGCAAACUCAGGGUUGGAGAUGUGGUCUUGGUGAAAGAAGAUGAGACUUUUCCCUGUGAUCUCAUUCUCCUCUCCUCGUCUCGAGAUGACGGGACCUGCUUUGUUACUACAGCCAGCCUGGAUGGAGAGAGCAGUCACAAGACAUAUUAUGCAGUUCAGGAAACCAAAGCUUACAACACAGAGAAAGAGGUGGACACGAUCCAUGCCACAAUAGAAUGUGAACAACCACAGCCAGACCUGUACAAAUUCGUGGGGCGUAUCAACAUCUACAUGACCAAUGAGCCAGUGGCAAGGCCGUUAGGAUCAGAGAACCUGUUGCUCCGAGGAGCCACACUCAAGAACACUGAAUAUAUCUAUGCUGUGGUCAUCUACACUGGCAUGGAAACCAAGAUGGCUCUCAAUUACCAGUCCAAGUCUCAGAAACGAUCUGCAGUGGAAAAGUCAAUGAAUGCCUACUUGGUGGUCUACCUGUGCAUUCUCAUCAGCAAAGCUCUCAUCAACACGGCACUGAAAUACGUGUGGCAGUCCGACCCCAACAAAGACGAGCCCUUUUACAACCAGAAGACGGAAGUUGAGAGACAGAGACACGUUCUAAUCAGGGCAUUCACAGACUUUUUGGCCUUCAUGGUUCUUUUCAACUACAUCAUUCCCGUGUCCAUGUAUGUCACUGUGGAGAUGCAGAAGUUCCUGGGCUCCUACUUCAUCAUGUGGGACGAUGAAAUGUUUGAUGAGGAGCUGGGGGAGAGAGCUGUGGUCAACACAUCAGACUUGAAUGAGGAACUGGGGCAGGUGGAGUAUGUGUUUACAGACAAGACAGGAACGCUAACAGAGAACAACAUGGAGUUUAUAGAGUGCUGUGUGGAUGGACACGUUUAUGUACCUCACGCUAUCUGUAAUGGACAGGUGAUGCCUGGAGCUGCCGGUAUGGACAUGAUCGACUCAUCCCCAGGUCCUGCAGCCAGGGAGCACGAGGAGCUGUUUUUCCGGGCGUUGUGUUUGUGCCACACGGUGCAGGUGAAAGAGGAGGAUACUGUAGAUGGGAUCAAACAUGGCAUUCACCAGGGCAAGUCCACUUCCUUCUACAUCUCCUCUUCUCCUGACGAGGUUGCACUGGUGGAGGGCAUGAAGAGGCUCGGUUUCACCUAUCUGAGGCUCAAGGACGGUCAGAUGGAAAUCUUAAAUAGGGAGGAUGAAGUUGAAAAGUUUGAACUGCUAGAAGUUUUGACAUUUGACUCAGUCCGACGGAGGAUGAGCAUUAUCGUCAAGGCCAGCACUGGUGAGGUUUAUCUCUUCUGUAAAGGUGCAGACUCCUCUAUCUUCCCAAGGGUCAUCUCAGGCAAAGUGGAUCAGGUCCGAGCACGAGUGGAGCAAAAUGCAGUGGAGGGUUUGAGGACACUUUGUGUUGCCUAUCGCUCUCUGAGCCCAGAACAGUACGAAGAGGUUUUCCAGCUGCUGAACAGAGCUAAGUUAGCAUUACAAGACCGAGACAAACAGCUGGCAGAGGCUUACGACCUCAUCGAGAAGGACCUGAUACUGCUGGGAGCAACUGCUGUCGAGGACAGGCUACAGGAAAAAGCAGCAGACACCAUUGAGUCUCUGCACAAAGCUGGUAUAAAGGUGUGGGUGCUGACAGGAGACAAGAUGGAGACUGCAGCUGCAACGUGCUAUGCCAGCAAGCUGUUUCAUCGCAACACCCAAAUCCUGGAGCUGACCACCAAACGCACUGAGGAGCAGAGCCUUCACGACGUCCUGUUUGAAUUGAGCAGGACGGUCCUUAGGCAGCAUGGGGGCAUGACCCGGGACACCUUCUCUGAGCUAUCAGGUGAUUGCACCGACUAUGGUCUGAUCAUUGACGGAGCUACCCUCUCUGCUGUAAUGAGGCCCGGCCAGGAGGGCUCAAACUCAGGGAAUUACAAAGAGAAAUUCUUGGAAAUCUGCCGGAACUGCAGUGCCGUGCUCUGCUGUCGAAUGGCGCCACUUCAGAAAGCACAGAUUGUCAAGUUAAUCAAAGCCUCGGAGGAGCACCCAAUCACGCUGGCCAUUGGAGACGGAGCUAAUGAUGUCAGCAUGAUCCUGGAGGCCCACGUUGGUAUUGGCAUUAUGGGUAAGGAGGGUCGCCAGGCAGUGAGGAACAGCGACUACGCCAUCCCGAAGUUCAAACACCUCAAGAAGAUGCUGCUCGUCCACGGACACUAUUACUACAUACGCAUCUCUGAACUUGUACAAUAUUUCUUCUACAAGAAUGUCUGUUUCAUUUUCCCCCAGUUCCUCUACCAGUUCUUUUGUGGCUUCUCACAACAGCCGCUGUAUGACACGGCUUACCUGACUCUCUACAACAUCAGCUUCACCUCGCUGCCCAUUCUGCUCUACAGUCUCAUCGAGCAGCACAUAAAUAUGGACAUCCUGAAGAAAGACCCUUGUCUCUACAGAGAUAUUGCUAAGAACUCUUUGCUGCGGUGGCCCACCUUCAUAUACUGGACAGUCUUGGGCGUUUAUGAUGCCAUUGUGAUGUUCUUUGGUGCUUACUUCCUGUUUGACAACACCACCUUCACCAGCAAUGGACAGCUAAUGACAACCAACACACAGAUGAUGUUUGGAAACUGGACAUUUGGGACACUCGUCUUCACUGUGCUAGUCUUCACUGUUACAUUCAAGCUGGCCCUAGAUACUCAUUACUGGACUUGGAUCAAUCAUUUCGUUAUCUGGGGCUCACUGAUCUUCUUUGUGGUAUUCUCCCUGCUGUGGGGUGGAAUCAUCUGGCCAUUCCUCAACUACCAGAGAAUGUACUAUGUGUUCAUGCAGAUGUUGUCCAGUGGCCCAGCCUGGCUCAGUAUAAUCCUUUUGAUAACAGCCAGUCUGUUGCCAGAUAUGGUGAAGAAGGUCAUAUGGAGGACACUGUGGCCCACCACUACUGAGCGCAUACAGAAUGCAGAUAAACUCUACAAGGGCCAGCUGUCUGAGUUCACCCCCUUGGCUUCCCUCCACGCUCCAUCUAAGGGUAGCAGCCACCGGCGAGGCUCGGAAAACCAAAGGAACCCUCGAAGGACUAACUGGUGUUGCCUGUGUGCAAACAUGUUAUCCAGAAACACUGCUUAGGACUCUGGGAUCAGAAACUGCAUCAUUCGAUGUUGAAGCUGUUCCUACCUCUGUGACAGUUGUCUCCAUCUGCCUCAUCAUCAUCAUUUCAUCCAUCCCCUUCUGCGUCUUCUCUGUCGUUCCUCCGUUCAUACAUCGACUCAUCCAUCGUGAGACAGUAGAUCUGAUGUUUUUAGUUCUAUGAACCAAAGCCUUGUUGCUGCUAGAGAUUCUUUAGCUGCUUUACAUUAGGUGCCUUGUGCUAGUUUUCACAGCCUGUCUUUGCUUUGUGGUUAAUUUGAUACUGUUAAUAGGCGCUUCAAUGGUACAAGGGCACAGCAGAUGAUGGAUGUAACUGGAGGAAUGAAAUAACUACUGUAGGUGAAAAGGCGAAUGUGAAAUCAAGUUUUUAUGCAGACUUCUACUGAACAAGCAGAACUGACACACAGUCAAUGAACAAAUACCACUUAUGUUUAGUAUCUGUUUUUUUAUAGCUUGUAUUAAUUUUUUUUAAAAAUAAAUGCCCAUGAGGGCAUUUGUCUCUGAAAUGUUAUUUUUUAAUUGUUUUUGAUUAUGUACAAUGUGGAAAAUUCUCCCUUUUAUGACCACAGACUUGAAGAGCUCCAGCUCUGCUUUUUCCAAUCAGCUACAGGUGAUCAAUGGUAGUUUUUCUUUUCUUUUGUUUUUUUCCAUCUCCAAGUUUCGGAGAUUUAAAGUUGAUGGUAAAGCAAAAGGGUUUCUUGUACUGUUGGAAUUGUCUAAAAUGAAGGGUUGGUUUGGCCAAAUUCCAAAAAAAAAAAAAAGUAUUUUCUGUUGCUGCUUUACGCACCAAAAAAAGAAGAACAUUCCAGAUGGAUCUGCUUAGUAGAGCAGAUUUCGAUAUUUAUCGAAUGAUAUUAGCUUUUUUCCGAUGUAUUGGCAUCCGUAUUUGUAACAGCCAAUAAGACAACCUUCAGUUAUGCUAUGAGGACAGUGCAUAGUUUGUCCAUCAGAGGGCACUGUGCAACAUCCCUUUUGGCAACAAACAAACAUAAUAAACAGGUAAUCUGAGCCUAAAUAAGCAAACUGAUAACUACACGUGACAAAUAUUAGGGGAAUGUGUUUUUGUACCUGAAACGGAGAAAAAAAUCAGCACAUAUAUCAGAAAAUUGGAUUUUUAAAUCACCAUAUAUCGGUAUCAGUUAAAAAAAUCAUAUAUCUGUCGGACUCUACGACUUAGAACAAUUGAAGUAAGUUAGAAAAUACUGGAUUUUUGUUGUUGUUGUUUUUAUUAUCUGAAUGAAGAAAACAAAGAUCCUGUCUCUCCAUUUAUUGUUUGCCCUGAAUUCUGAUUGGCCUUUGGACUAGAAAGAUGUUUUUCAUUGUAAACAAUGUACCAAGGCUUCAGUACCUUAACUGCUAAAGAAUCACACAAAUAACACAACAAUUGUUAAUGAAAUGGGAGGGGGGAAAAACAAAAGUCUACAAUAUAAUGCCAUGUGAGAGCUGACAGACACUAUGACCACAGGACUAAACUAGCUGGGAGAAGCAAUAAGUAUAAUCAAACUGAAGCUGCUUGUAAAUGUCUCUCUGCAACAAAUGUGACCUCUUAGCACUAGCUAAGCGACAGAGAGUCACUUAUAUUCAAAUGUCAACCAUGACAGUGAAAAAUCCAUUAUCCUGUCUGAGAUCUCAGAUCAGUACUUACACAGCGGUGACUAAGCAUGGUCCUUAUUCUUUAACUCAUGAAAGUUCUUGGAUGGAUUAAUUCUUUCUGUAGUGGGUUAGGGGACUACUUCAAAAUGAAAAGACCCUUUCAUAUUUAUGGUUGCGGUUGGUCAUUGAAACCUGACAUACUCCUGAAACUUGGAGGCAUCUGGAAGUCUCAAUAACUUACAAAAAUGAAAAGUUACUGCACUGCUAUUUUGGGGGAGGGGUAUCUGAGAAACCCCUCUUUUUUUGUUUUACUUUUCAGAGACAGUAUUUAAUGUGUGUCUUGUUUAUAUCUCAGAAUAUUCCAACAAACAAACUGGAUUGUGGCAAAAAAAGUGGACACGUGUAUGUCUGUAUGCAUAGCUUUAAACGAAAGGACAAAGAGAUUUGUGGUGUUAGUUGUUUCACGGAGGUACCCCUGCACUGAACCAUCAUUCCUGAGGACCGACACCUCGCUGUAGAAACUUUAAAAGCCAUCAACAGACCUUCUGUACCAGUCCACACUGAAUCUUUGAACUGACGGCCUUUCAACUCAAAUGUUAUCUUUUUUUUGAAAAUGUGUUAUUGUAUAGCGAGCUGCACUUCACAUAACCGGCAGUAUCUACGAACUGAGAUACAGUACUGUAUAUACAUGUAUGAACAAUAUUUAAAUGUAGUUAUGUUACUGAAUGUACAGUUUUUUGGGCUCUUUUUGUAUACAGUUUUUAAACGGUCAUAUCUUGUGGAUUUUCGCCAACAUUUCUGUGGCUGUAAAUGGCGAACAUCUGUACAUUUGCUUGGAAAUAAAAGCAAAAAUGUGUUACAAAA
Messenger RNA from Haplochromis burtoni (Burton's mouthbrooder), 6381 nucleotides. It is a transcript of the gene atp11a, whose product is annotated as ATPase phospholipid transporting 11A. Bases 373 to 3903 code for a protein of 1176 amino acids. The record is from RefSeq and is a predicted model, not a curated record. Gene Ontology annotation, molecular function: magnesium ion binding; ATPase-coupled intramembrane lipid carrier activity; ATP hydrolysis activity. Gene Ontology annotation, cellular component: plasma membrane; endoplasmic reticulum; trans-Golgi network. The transcript has 33 exons. NCBI's taxonomy places the organism in Eukaryota, Metazoa, Chordata, Actinopteri, Cichliformes, Cichlidae. Gene Ontology annotation, biological process: phospholipid translocation.